Bacillus rossius redtenbacheri is the source of this 1036-nucleotide messenger RNA. RefSeq names its product fibrinogen silencer-binding protein-like. Lineage: Eukaryota; Metazoa; Arthropoda; Insecta; Phasmatodea; Bacillidae. Bases 29 to 1036 code for a protein of 335 amino acids. The record is from RefSeq and is a predicted model, not a curated record. The transcript has 7 exons.
UUGUAUAAGUUAAGUUUUACACUUCGAAAUGGAAAUUGAAAAUAUAGAUCGCAAAGGUACCAAACGAACCAGGUCCGUGAAUUAUAGCGUCGAAGACUGCCUAAAACUGGUGGACCUUAUCCGUCCACUAAAAAAUAUUAUCGAAAACAAAAAAACUGAUGCUGUCCAGUGGACGGAAAAAAACAAAGCAUGGGACAGUAUAUGUACGAGGUAUAAUAGUAUCACGACCCAGUCUAGAACGACAAAAGAAUUGAGGCAGAAGUACGAAGCCCUCAAACGUGAUGCUAGGAAAGACUCUGCUUUGCGGCGACAGGCCUUAUUGCAAACUGGAGGCGGACCAGGAAUUGAAAUAAAAAAUAACAUCGUACUGGAGAAAAUAAAAGAACUCCUCCAGCUUUCUGCUGACGGAUUGAGCAGCAUUUUCGACUGCGACCGGAUAUGCGAUGCACAAGUUUCUGUAGCAACUGUUGAACCAGGUGAGGUGCAGGAAGAAAUUUUGGAAACCUUAGAGGAAAUUGCAGAAAAAGCUUCAUGCUGGGAACAUUUACGAGAGGAAGAUUACUACGAAACUGUGGAACUGCAAGGUGUACCUGAUAGUACAUUGGCAACUGCGUCAGUCAUCUCUGCCACAGGAAAUUCGGAGAGAGAAACAGAUGACUGGUCAUCCUACAAGCCAUCCAUGCUGAGAAAAGCAAAAAAUUGUAAACUGAAGGAGAAAAUUGCUGCAUCACACGAUGAAUCGGAACGUUUACCUCCAAAUGCGUCAAGAAGUAUGCAGAGGAAACGGCCUGCAUUCCAUGACCGGCCAUUAUCAAUGAAUGGGGAGCGGCUCAGCGGUUGGGCAACGGAGAAAAGAAACCUUGCGCUUUGUCAGCAGGAGCUACUCCGAAAAGAGUUUGAGGCCAGAGAAGAGAGGGAGGAGAAGCUUCACAAAAUUGAAAUGGAGAUAAAAAAGAAAGUAUUAGAGAAACUUGAGUUGGACAUUAUGAUAAGGAAAAAAACUUUACAGGAAAUGGAAGACAAGCAUAAGUGUUAA